AUGUCAUCCACAGCAGUACCACGACCUAAACCUUGGGAGACCAGUGCUUCGUUAGAGGAGCCACAGCGUAAUGCUCAGUCUUUAAGUGCGAUGAUGACCUCGAAUCAGCAGGAUUCCAGGCCAACUGAAGAAAGCAAUAACAGUAAUAGUGCAAGUGAGUCUGCUCCCGAAGUUUUGCCGCGGCCUGCGGCACUUAACUCCUCUGGUACCUACGGCGAAUCGAAUACAAUACCGGGAAUAUACGGUAAUAGCAAUUAUGGGAUACCCUAUGAUAAUAAUCCGUAUAGUAUGAACUCUAUAUACGGAAACAGCAUAGGGAGGUAUGGCUAUGGAGGAUCGUACUAUGGCAACAAUUAUGGAUCGUUUUAUGGAGGAGGGUACGGUGCAGGAGCGGGAUAUGGAAUGAAUAAUGGAAGUGGACUAGGUGAGUCGACGAAGGCCACCUUUCAGUUAAUAGAAAGUUUGAUAGGCGCUGUUACUGGAUUUGCACAAAUGCUGGAAUCUACUUAUAUGGCCACACACAACUCGUUUUUCACCAUGAUAUCCGUCGCAGAACAGUUUGGUAAUUUGAAGGAAAUGCUAGGUUCAUUUUUUGGUAUCUUUGCUAUAAUGAAGUUUCUUAAAAAAAUACUCUAUCGUGCUACUAAGGGGAGACUAGGAAUACCACCAAAGAAUUUCGCAGAAUCUGAAGGAAGCAAAAAUAAACUAAUUGAAGAUUUUCAAAAGUUUAAUGAUAGUGGUACCAUAAAUUCUAAUGAGAAAGCCACAAGAAGGAAAAUUUCAUGGAAACCGCUACUAUUUUUUUUGAUGGCAGUAUUUGGUUUUCCAUAUCUACUAAACAAAUUUAUUACUAAACUACAGACCUCUGGAACCAUACGAGCAUCGCAAGGAAAUGGUAGCGAGCCUAUUGAUCCUUCGAAGUUAGAAUUUGCAAGAGCGUUAUAUGAUUUUGUUCCAGAAAACCCAGAGAUGGAAGUUGCUUUAAAAAAGGGCGACUUGAUGGCAAUUUUGAGUAAGAAAGACCCUCUUGGGAGGGAUUCUGACUGGUGGAAAGUGAGGACAAAGAACGGCAAUAUUGGCUACAUUCCGUAUAACUAUAUUGAGAUCAUAAAAAGACGGAAGAAAAUUGAGCAUGUUGAUGAUGAAACGCGUACACACUAG
This is a messenger RNA of Saccharomyces cerevisiae S288C, 1161 nucleotides long. It is a transcript of the gene PEX13, whose product is annotated as peroxin PEX13. Gene Ontology annotation, biological process: protein import into peroxisome matrix, docking. NCBI's taxonomy places the organism in Eukaryota, Fungi, Ascomycota, Saccharomycetes, Saccharomycetales, Saccharomycetaceae. Bases 1 to 1161 code for a protein of 386 amino acids. Gene Ontology annotation, cellular component: peroxisome; membrane; peroxisomal membrane. The transcript has a single exon. The record is from RefSeq and is marked reviewed.